This is a messenger RNA of Panicum hallii, 2135 nucleotides long. Its product is annotated as protein NRT1/ PTR FAMILY 8.3-like. NCBI's taxonomy places the organism in Eukaryota, Viridiplantae, Streptophyta, Magnoliopsida, Poales, Poaceae. Gene Ontology annotation, cellular component: membrane. Gene Ontology annotation, biological process: transmembrane transport; oligopeptide transport. Gene Ontology annotation, molecular function: transmembrane transporter activity. The transcript is spliced from 6 exons. The record is from RefSeq and is a predicted model, not a curated record. The coding region runs from base 189 to 1904 and encodes 571 amino acids.
AAAAGCAUUCUAUCCUUGCCUCCUUCAGUAGCUCCAGCCACUUCGUCUUAGGCUGCUGGAGAGCCUUGUCCUCCGCUCCAUCCACCAGACCACCACCAUGGUCCUCCAAAUAUACCUCGCUCAAGAGUGACCGUAUAUCGGGUCCUCCGGAUUCUUUCAUCAACAUUGCCGGAAGCCCAUCGGCUACCAUGGAAUCAGCAGAUGAGGAGACGCCAUUGAUUCACUAUCUGCGUCCACAGGAAGAAGGUCCACAAUACACUAGCGACGGAACGGUUGAUAUUGACAAGAAGCCGGCUCUGAAGCGGAGCACAGGGAAUUGGAGAGCAUGCUAUUUGAUUUUAGGAGCUGAAAUCAGCGAAAGCCUGGCUUUCUCUGGGAUACAGAAGAACUUGGUCACCUAUCUCACGAGCGUGCUCCACGAAAGCAAUGUCGACGCUGCCACGAAUGUGUCCACUUGGCUCGGCAGCUGCUUCUUCACGCCGCUCGCCGGAGCUUUUCUGGCCGACACAUAUUGGGGAAGAUACUGGACAGUAGUGAUUUUCAUCUCGAUCCAGGCCGUUGGGAUGAUCGCCCUCACCGUUUCAGCAUGGCUUCCACUGCUAAUGGGUUCGUCCUUCAACAGCAGCAGCACUCAUCGUGCUGCGGUGUACCUGGGGCUCUACCUCAUCGCAAUCGGUUCCGGUGGCAUCAAGCCCUGCACCUCGGCCCUUGGCGCCGACCAGUUCGAUGGCGCCGACCCGGGGGAGCGGGUGAACAAGGGCUCGUUCUUCAAUUGGUUCUUCUUCUCCAUCAACCUGGGCUCCCUGCUGUCGUCGACGGCGCUUGUCUGGGUGCAGGACAACGUUGGCUGGGAGGUCGGCUUCGCGAUCCCGAUGGCGCUCACCGUGUUCGGCCUCGCCGUGUUUGUUGCCGGCAGGAAGGUGUACAGGUACAAGAAGCUGGAAGGGAGUCCUCUCACAAGAGUCUCGCAGGUGGUCGUUGCAGCCGUACGGAAUCACCAUUUGAAGCUGCCUAAGGAUAGCUCAGCCCUGCAUGAGGUGCCUUCACCAAAUGAGGCGAAUUGCAAGACUGCACAUACCUGCCAAUUCAGAUUCUUCGACAAGGCUGCCAUUGUAGCGCGGUCGUUAUCCGACGAGAAAGGCGCAGCGUCGACGGUUAGCCCGUGGAGGCUGUGCACGGUGUCCCAGGUGGAGGAGCUGAAGAUGCUGCUCCGGCUGUUCCCCGUGUGGGCAUCGAUGGUGCUCUUCUUCGCGGUCACCUCGCAGGCGUCGUCGACGUUCAUCGAGCAGGGCAUGGCCAUGGACAACCGCGUCGGCCCGUUCACCGUGCCGCCGGCUUCCCUCUCGAUAUUCCACACCAUCAGCAUCAUCGUCGGCAUCCCCAUCUACGACGCCGUGCUGGUCCCGCUGGCCCGGCGCGUCACCGGCGACGACCGUGGCCUGUCGCAGCUGCGCCGCCUCGGCGUCGGCCUCGCGCUGUCCGUGGCGGCCAUGGCAUACGCGGCGCUGGUCGAGGCGAGGCGUCUGGCGGCCGCGAGCGCGCCGACGACGAGUAUGAGUAUCGUGUGGCAAGCGCCAUCCUUCGCCUUGGUCGGCGCCGCGGAGGUGUUCACCACCACCGGCGUGCUCGAGUUCUUCUACGACCAGUCGCCCGGUGGCAUGAAGAGCAUGGGCACCUCCCUGGCGCACCUCGCGAUCGCGGCCGGGAGCUACCUGAACUCGGCCGUGCUGGGCGGCGUCGCGUGGGCCACGGCACGGGGCGGGGCGCCCGGUUGGAUCCCCGACGACCUGAACGAGGGGCAUCUGGACUAUUUCUUCUGGUUGCUGACGGCCCUGAGCGUGGUGAACCUGCUGCACUUCGUGCACUGCUCCAGGAGAUACAGGGGCAACAAGACCGCGUCCUGACACGCAGGACGGCAGGAGAACCAUUUUACGUUCAUGUGUAGAAUCAGCACUGUUUGGUUACUAUUUAUAUGGCAACCUAGAGUAGGCAUCCAAUUAACAUAAGACCUGAUGGAUCAUAAGCAACAGUAAUAGUAUUUCAGCCAUCUGACAUGCAUCGUCUUUAAAAUCGCGGCAUUGCUAGUAACCUAUUUAUGCGAAUUGGACUGGAAUCGUUGAGUCGAAACAGGGCUA